Molecule: messenger RNA, 5538 nt
Organism: Acipenser ruthenus (sterlet)
Lineage: Eukaryota; Metazoa; Chordata; Actinopteri; Acipenseriformes; Acipenseridae
Product: integrator complex subunit 6-like
Exons: 18
Coding region: 254-2962 (902 amino acids)
Biological process (GO): snRNA 3'-end processing
Cellular component (GO): integrator complex
Source: RefSeq, a predicted model, not a curated record
GGCAGGAGAACUCGGGCGUUCCGGUGGGUUCGGAAGAGAAGUUAUCUAUCAGCGCGAGCCCCAGCAGUGCUCAGUUAAAGACAGAGAGAGACAGGCGGCGGCAGGGGAGGCACUGCGACCCUCUCGGGGGGGCAGAUUAUAACAACAAUAUAUACACACACACACAUUAUAUAUAUACACACACGCACCCAGGCCGCAAAAUAGGCCCUAUGUUUAUUCUAGAUUUUCUUUUUUUAUAAACAUAUUUUAAAAAAUGCCUAUUUUACUUUUUCUGAUAGACACGUCCGCUUCUAUGAACCAGCGGACUUAUUUGGGUACGACGUAUCUGGACAUCGCUAAAGGCGCGGUUGAGAUCUUUAUGAAGCUGCGUGCCCGAGACCCUGCUAGUAGAGGCGACAGGUACAUGCUAGUUACAUUUGAUGAGCCACCAUACGGAGUUAAGGCUGGCUGGAAGGAGAAUCACGCCACCUUUAUGAACGAGCUGAAGAACCUGCAUGCUUUGGGGCUGACCACACUGGGCCAGGCGCUGCGCUCCUCCUUUGACCUGCUCAACCUCAACAGGCUGGUGUCCGGCAUCGACAACUAUGGACAGGGAAGAAACCCCUUUUUUCUGGAGCCCUCGGUGAUCAUCACCAUCACUGAUGGGAGCAAGCUGACUCACAGCUCUGGCGUGCAAGAGGAGCUGCACCUGCCCCUGAACUCGCCCCUGCCGGGCAGCGAGCUGACGAAGGAGCCGUUCCGCUGGGACCAGAGGCUGUUUGCGCUGGUGCUGCGUCUGCCGGGCGCCUCCUCCCUCGAGCCGGAGCAGCUGGGCAGCGUCCCCACAGACGAGUCUGCCAUCACGCAGAUGUGCGAGGUCACUGGAGGCCGGUCUUAUUGUGUCCGAACCCAGCGGAUGCUGAAUCAGUGCUUGGAGUCGCUGGUGCAGAAGGUGCAGAGCGGAGUGGUGAUCAACUUUGAGAAGACAGGACCUGAUCCGCCGCCUGUGGGGGAAGACGGUCUUGUUGACCCAGCCAGGCCCACAUCCUCGUUCUCUCCCCAGCCAUGGCACAGCUGCCACAAAGUGAUCUACGUGCGCCCCAACCCCAAAACCGGCGUACCUGUCGGACACUGGCCCAUCCCCGAAUCCUUCUGGCCCGAUCAGAACUCCCCCACUCUGCCUCCCCGGACUUCCCACCCCAUUGUACGGUUCUCCUGUGUGGACUGUGAGCCCAUGGUGAUCGACAAGCUGCCCUUCGACAAAUACGAGCUGGAGCCCUCGCCGCUCACACAGUACAUCCUGGAGCGCAAGUCCCCGCACGUGUGCUGGCAGGUGUUUGUAAACAGCAGUGGGAAGUACAGUGACCUGGGGCAGCCUUUCGGGUACCUGAAAGCCAGCACUACCUUAACCUGCGUCAACCUCUUUGUGAUGCCUUACAACUACCCAGUCUUAUUGCCAUUGUUAGAUGACUUGUUCAAAGUGCAUAAACUGAAACCUAACAUGAAAUGGCGCCAGGCUUUUGAGACGUACCUGAAGAACAUGCCUCCUUACUUCUUAUUGCCAUUAAAGAAGGCGUUACGAAUGAUGGGAGCCCCAAAUCUGAUCUCUGAUAACAUGGACUGUGGGCUCAGCUACAGCGUCAUCUCUUACCUCAAGAAACUCAGCCAGCAGGCUAAAAUGGAGUCGGACCGGCUCAUAGUGUCUGUUGGUAAAAAGCCUCCCCAGGAAACGGGGAUCAAAGUUAAGAACCACUCCAAUGCACUUUCACUGGCACACCGCAAGGAUUUCAAACAGCUCCUGCAGGGGAUCACUGGGGAGGCCCCCCUCAUGCUCACCGAUAUCAACCUGAAGGAGUUUGCAGGCUUCCAGAUAGCACUAUUGAACAAGGACCUGAAGCCGCAGGCGUACAGGAACGCGUUUGACAUUCCCCGGAGGAAUCUCCUGGAUCAGCUGACCCGAAUGAGGUCCAACCUGCUGAGAACAACGCAGAAACUCAUCCGCGGACAAGAUGAAGACUACCUGCACAGCAUCCCUGUGGCUCAGAUGGGGAAUUAUCAGGAGUACCUGAAGAUGAUGACGUCACCCCUCCGAGAAAUCGACCCGGACCAGCCGAAACGCCUGCACACAUUCGGGAACCCUUUUAAACAGGACAAGAAGGGAAUGAUGAUUGAUGAGGCGGACGAGUUUGUGGCGAGCCCCCAGAACAAGCUGAAGAGGAGCGCAGGAGACCCCAACUCUGCUGCGGCCCUGAAGAGACGGAGGAGCAUGUCCCCCUUGCUUCGCCGGCCGCAGACGCCCCCCAUAAUCACUAACCACGUGGUGGGCAAGGGGCCACCCUCCUCCCCCGGGGGACAGAGCCACCAGAACUUAAUCAAACCCAUCCCACUGCAAAAAGGCGUGGAGGUGAACAGCGUGAUGGUAGUGGAGAGUAACGGGGAGAGGAAGCCUGAGAACUGGACGGCGCUGGACGGGUUAGAAGUGACGUCCCUGACCCCUGAGGACAGACUGACGGGGACAGCGGUCGAGGCAGAGUCCCAGCCGGAGGAUGUGGGGUGUCUGAGUGAGGACGGGCUGGACGACAGGCCAGACCCUGUUGCUGUGGACAGAGGGGCAGGCCCUGCUGAGAACUGUGAGGAAGGGGCUCCUCCAGACCAGGAGGGGGCGAUGGAGAGCAGUGCCGAGUCCGCAUUGCCCGGAGCACUCAGGGUUGGCAGUGUCCUGCCUCUUGAUGGGUCCAAUGCAGAGCUCCGGUCUCGGGUCUUAAAGGAGGUUCGCAAGCCAGGCAGGAAUUAUGAGACAGUAUUCCAACUACUUGAAGAAGUGAAGGGACCUCUGGAGGUGCAGAGAUACUUCAUCCACCACACCAUCAAGGAGGCAGCCAGGUUUAAGAAGCGGGUGCUGAUCCAGCAGCUGGAGACUGCACUGGAGGAGAUGGAGGAGAAGUACCGGCCCAACAGCGUGAACAACGUCCACGACAGGUAACCAGGGCCCCGCGCUGCACCUGUGGAGAAACGCCUGCCCAACAGCGGGCAAAGGCUCGAGCGCCACGGACGAACCGCCAGAGUGCGACGAAGACGGAGCGGUUUACCGGAGAGGGAGGAGGGUACGAGAGGAGAAGGGCCUGGCCAGCCAAACCUUCCCUCUCCGCCUCCCCUUUUUUUGCCAAAAUCCUGCCAGCAUAAGCCAGGCUCCUCGGUGCUCAGGAUAACCUCCGCAGUGACUGAAUGACUCGAGGAGGGAGAGGGAGUAGCAGGGGGACUCUUAGUUUCCUCACAAGUCUAAACACGUUCCAAGUGUGGGCGGUCUAGACUUCCACCUGCCCCAAGGGCUAUGGCACAGAGCAGCCAUUGACUGUUGCUACCCCACGUGAGGGUAAAGGUGGGGUGGGAGGAUGACAACAUUGGACAUAGGACCAAUGCCUGAAAUAAUAAAUAUUGCACAUCAGUAAGGUUACCUUGAUGAUAAUUGAAAAGGUGAGUGGAGGAUGUCACAGCUUUGCAGAAAUACAUCCCAGCUUCUUUUAAUCCAUCUCACACCCACAUACCCUCCACCGUCAUAUACAUCCAAGCAACAGGGUAGAGUUCAAAUCUGCAACUGUGAUUUUUAAUAAGACUUCAGACUGUUAAGCAGAGCUGCACCCUCCCCAGACCCAAGAGACGGGCAUGUGUCACAGCAGUGAGCAGGAGAAGGCGGGGUGAGGGUGUGGGGAUUUGUAAAGAUUAGGAGUAAUUACCCACAGCCCUGCUCCUCCUGUUCAUUGACACCAAUGAAAACCCUGUGACUCGAUGAGGAAACUUUAAUCUACCUCAGGCUUUUUGUUUUUCAUUCUUAAUCCUCUGUCUGCAACUUCUUUUCGUUUUUUUCCCCACCAUUUUUAGAAUUGGGUCGUACAAGGCAAAGAAACUCGCAUAAAAAAAAAUGGACCUGGGCAGCUCCCAACCCGACCCGACCUGACCAGACUAGGCCUUUAUUGACCAACAAGACUGUUCUAAUCGAUUGAAGCGUCCAGCAGCACUUGCAAAAUAAGGUUUCCUUUGAAAUGUGCAACAUGUUGCCUAAAGCUCCAAACCCAAUCCUGCAUUUUGGUUUUCGUUAAUCUGGUCCAUUGCAGCUUGCAGCAGGCAUGUCCAGAUCGCUCGAGCAGUUGGUACGAGGCAGAAGUGCGUAAAUCUGCGCUUUUUGCUUUUAUUUUAACGGUAAUGAUUGGUUGUGCAUUCUGUUUGCUCAAAUACAAUUUUAGGUUUUCAGUUUGAUUGAUCUGUGCUUGAUCGUGAUCACACAUCGCUUUGAGCUCAGAGUUUUGAUUUCCCAAGGUUAUGAUGGAAACGGAAGCACAUAGCUGGAUAUUUAGACGGGUUUGAUGGAAAGUGUUAAAGGUAGUCUGGGUCUAUCUGGUCAGGUUUGAACUGCAGUCCAUGUCUGUUUGGUUCGGUUCAUUUAGGCUGGUUUGAUUGUUCCCAUAUUGUCCCAAUCUUUCCCAGUACUUAAGCAAUCCGUAAUGGUUUUGUUUUUUUAAUGAAAGUGUAUUUUACUUUUUAAUAUUCAUACAAAAAAAAUAACAAAGAGAUUAUUUUUGGACAGUAUUCUUACCAGACCGUAAGAUAAAAAAUAUUUUAAAGAAAAUAAACUGUAUAAAAAGAACUUUUUGUAACUGUUAUUAUAUAAUAUAAAUGAACAUUUUAUUAAAUCUUUUUUUAAAAAAAGAAAAAAAUAAAUGUCAGAGAAAAAAUAGUGUUGCCGUUUACAUGUGUGGAGUGGACGCUGUAUUAACCACAUGGACAAGGUAGAGUGGAAGUGAUGAACCAUGUGUGGGCACCUAACUUAAAACUACAAAGUACCUGUUUUCUGCAGCCUUCCAUCACACGUGCUGUGUGUCAUUUCAGCCCCACCUGUGCUAAAUGACUUGGGUAUUAGGGCAGCUUUUAGCUGGUCCCUUGAGCAGUUGUAAGCAGGUUUGCCUGUACAGUGUGAAUGUGUGCAUUGGGUGCUCGCCGUCUCCUCUUAACCGUAUCUGUGAAGGCAGCUCAUGAAGAGCAGCAGUAAAAGUAGCCAGGAUGAGAAACACCAGGGUUAACUACCAUACUUUUUAAAAAUAUUUUUAUCCUCCCAAGUCUUAUUACAGAUGUCGUCCAGUUCUGUUUUAUUCUGUUACACAACAUGCCAAGUCCCAGUGUCACAAAACACCUUGGUUACUGUUUGUCAAAGCUGUUUCCUCCAGGAUGUCUGAAAGGAAACCAAAACUCAAGUGUUAUGAAACUAGUAUCAAGCACUAAAAUCUGCUGAAGCAGUUCCUUACUAGUUUAUUUUCUUUUAAAGAUAAUAAUGCAUGCAUUGUGUUCUAUAUCCACUACGGGCCAUGGGUCUACCACUGUACUCAUUUUAAUCACGAGUGUUCAUUGCAAACCUUCUCCCAAGUUUUUAUUUCAACCAGGAGCAAAAUGUGGUUUUUAUACAUGGAUCUGUUUUCCAGUGCGAUAAAACUGUGCCUAUUGACAGUCUCUGGGACUUUAAACAGCAGGAGAUAGAGUAGCUCUCAAGCCAGCAGUGAUCAAUUCACA